UUAAGGAUUCUCUGCUCCAAAGUUCCUCACACAUUUCCAAAAAUGUCGAGCACUUGGCCAAUUCUUCAACGUUUAUCCCUGAUCAUGAUCACCUUCUUCCUGCAGCAGUUCUUUACUAAUACCUCCCAUGGCGAUGUUGGCACUGCCGCCCGGUAUUCUCCCCCUUACUCACCGACGGCAUGUUAUGGCAGCGACCCAUCGCAGCUCCCGUCGAGCAAUUUGUUUGCGGCUGCUGGUGACGGAAUCUGGGAUAAUGGGGCAUCGUGUGGGAGGCAGUACUUGGUGCGGUGCAUCAGUGCCUCACAACCGGGAACGUGUGUUCAAGGCCAGACUAUCCAGAUUAGGAUCAUUGAUUCUGUUGGCUCAGCGCCUUCUUUGCCUUCUUCUAAUGGCACCACCAUGGUUUUGUCCACGACUGCUUUCCAGACCAUUGCAAAUGCAUCUGUCGUCGCCUUUAUCAAUAUCGAAUUUCAACAGGUAUGAUAUGGAAACUGGGCAGGGUUGAAUAUUUGUGUCGACUGAUCAGCUGUCACGGAACGCAUGCACAAGUAGACGACACAGAAUUAAUAAGAAAUCAAAUGCAUGGGAUUAAUGUAAUUAUAUGUACAUUUGGAUAGAGUA
Molecule: messenger RNA, 621 nt
Organism: Juglans regia (Persian walnut)
Lineage: Eukaryota; Viridiplantae; Streptophyta; Magnoliopsida; Fagales; Juglandaceae
Product: EG45-like domain containing protein
Exons: 3
Coding region: 43-483 (146 amino acids)
Source: RefSeq, a predicted model, not a curated record